CUCCAUCUUUGUCUCCUACCAUCUUACCUUAUUUGAUCCCGGUCUUUGAGCUUUCGCUCGUUCGUCAGCCCUUUUCUAUUUACCAAUGUUCGAUGCAUCUUGUGGAUAACCUCGCGUUUCAUAUCCCCUACUUUCCUUCCUGGUAUAGCCUUGGCUUACCUACCUUGCGUUCGUGCCCUCUCCCUCGUCGCUCACCGUCUUGCAUCUGACCUGUGUAGGGCGACGCGGGAAUUUCAGUCUAUCUUUUGAUAUUCGUUCGCAGUCUCUUUAUGAAUCAUUCCGUACCUCUCGUGCCUCUUGAUUGACCUAUCGAAGAAAGAAAGAAGGGGGUGACGAGAAAGAGUGCGCAAAUCAAAGUGACGAAUACAGAGAAGCAAGCGAUUCGCGGACCAGAGUGCGCUUAAAGACCAAGAGUUAUUCUUGGGGUGGAUGCUCUCCCUCCAUCCGAUCAGAAGAUCGCGGCUGUCCACUUUAUAACGCCCGCACUGGGUCGAACAAUCGGCUAAAUGGCUCCUCCGCGCUUUGACGAGAAUGGUAACGAGCUCCGGGAAGUGCAGAGUGACAUCUCGAAGCCGACAAAGCGACAACGAUGGGCGACCCAACGAUUGUCCACCACCGGGGGCGUGAAGAAACGCCUCUCCAUUAUGGACCGCAUCCAACAGAGGACACAUUCGCAUCGCGAGAAAAGGAGGUCGGGCGCAAGUAAUGCUCCUAUGGUGGAUGGGCCUGAAGGGGAGGAUGAGGAUGAUGAUUCAGAAGAAAAUAGGAGGAGAAUCUACUUCAACGUCCCGAUACCAGAAUCUGCGAAGGAUGAGGACGGCCAAUUCACGAUCCAAUAUCCGAGGAACAAGAUCCGCACCUCCAAGUAUACGCCAUUGAGUUUCGUACCGAAAAAUAUUUUCCUGCAGUUCCACAGCAUAGCGAACAUAUAUUUCCUUUUUAUUAUCAUUCUUGGUGCUUUCCCCAUCUUCGGUGCUGACAAUCCUGGCAUGAACGCUGUACCCCUAAUCGCUAUUGUUGUCGUCACGGCUAUCAAAGAUGCCAUCGAGGAUUGGAGCCGUACUGUCCUAGAUAACGAAGUGAACAAUUCGCCUGUUUAUCGAUUGGUUGAGUGGACCAAUGUUAACGCGUCCUACGAUAAGGUCUCUCUAUGGCGUCGCUUCAAGAAAGCAUGCACUCGCGCUACAGUGGCUACCUACAGGAUGUUUGCCCGCAAGAAGACAGAUCAAGACUUGGUCGAAGAGCGACGCCCCUCAGCCAUGGUGACUCCACGGACGUCAAUGUACUCCCCCCGAGCUUCCGCCUUACCCAACGAUGCCAGUCAGGAUCUGGAGAAUGACGGUAUUCAAAUGAAACCAGUGAAUCCGGAUACGCGCUCGGACUGGCCGCUGUCGGACGAAGAACAGACAACCCAUCUCCAUCCUGACAAGUAUUUUGCCGAUGAUAUUGAAACUUCCCAAAGACACAAUGUCAGUGUGGUUGAUAAGUCCAGACCUGCUCCGGGGACCGCUAGGUUUAAGCGGGAUUUCUGGAAAAGCGUCCAAGUUGGCGACUUCGUACGUAUAUAUAACGGAGAUCCGGUUCCAGCCGAUAUUGUAAUCUUGUCAACUUCCGACCCGGAUGGUGCCUGUUACGUGGAAACUAAGAGUUUGGACGGAGAAACGAACCUCAAAGUUCGUCAUGCUCUCCAUUGUGGUCGCCAGGUCAAGCAUGCCAGGGAUUGUGAGAAGGCAGAGUUCGUGAUUGAUAGCGAGCUACCGCACCCAAACCUCUACUCCUACAAUGGCGCUAUACGCUGGCAGCAGCGGGACCCACAUUAUCCAGACUCCCCUCCGAGGGAGAUGGUCGAGCCUAUCUCAAUUGGCAAUGUGAUGCUCCGUGGGUGCUCUUUGCGCAACACAGAAUGGGUUCUUGGUGUUGUUAUCUUCACUGGAUCUGAGACGAAAAUUAUGCUCAACUCCGGAGAGACUCCGAGCAAGAGGCCCAGACUUGCGAGGGAUUUGAACUGGAACGUCAUUUAUAACUUCAUCAUUCUGUUCUUCAUGUGCUUCAUUUCUGGGGUGGUUAAUGGAGUAGCUUGGGGUUCAUCGAACAGGUCCUUGGACUUUUUCGAUCUCAAGGCAUAUGGAAGCACGCCGGCUGUUACUGGUAUUAUCACUUUCUGGGUGGCCAUCAUUCUAUUCCAGAAUUUGGUCCCUAUAUCCCUUUAUAUUUCCCUCGAAAUUGUCCGCACCAUCCAGGCCGCAUUUAUCCACAGCGACCUUUUCAUGUAUUACGACAAACUACAGAUGGCCUGCGUCCCAAAAUCUUGGAACAUAUCGGAUGACGUUGGACAAAUUGAGUACAUAUUCUCCGACAAAACCGGCACGCUUACUCAGAACCUCAUGGAGUUCAAAAAAUGUACCAUCAACGGAGUUGCAUACGGCGAGUCAUAUACAGAGGCUCAGCUGGGAAUGCAGCGGCGGCAAGGAAUUGAUGUUGACAGGGAGAUUGGUAGGAUGGAUGAGCAAUUGGCUAUAUCUAAAUCUAGGAUGCUUGACUUGCUUCGAAAAAUUCACGAUAACCCAUAUCUGCGCGAUGAGAACUUGGGAUUUAUCGCACCGGAUUUCGUGGCUGAUAUUACUGGUCAAUCGGGUGAACCUCAAAAGAAGGCCGUGGAACAUUUCAUGCUCGCUCUUGCUCUGUGCCAUACUGUCGUCACUGAGCAUACCCCGGGUGAUCCUCCUACAAUUGAGUUCAAGGCACAAUCGCCUGAUGAGGCAGCUUUAGUCGCCACGGCACGAGACUGCGGCUUUACUGUAUUAGGAAGAGCCGGUGACGAUAUUAUCGUCAAUGUCAUGGGUGAGGAGCGGACAUAUACCGUUCUGAAUAUCCUUGAAUUUAACUCAUCCAGGAAGCGAAUGAGUGCGAUAAUUCGGAUGCCUGAUCGCUCUAUACGUCUUUUCUGUAAGGGUGCUGACAGCGUUAUUUACUCUCGCCUGGCACCUGGCGAACAGCAGGAGCUUAGGAAAACUACCGCAGAUCACUUGGAGAUGUUUGCCAGGGAGGGUUUGCGAACUCUGUGUGUCGCGGACCGCGAGAUCAGCGAAAAGGAGUAUCUAACAUGGAGCAAGGAUCACGACGCCGCAGCUGCCGCAAUCACGGACCGUGAUGAAAAAUUAGAAAGAGUUGCAAACGAGAUAGAGCAGCAACUUAUGCUUAUAGGGGGAACUGCCAUUGAGGAUAAACUUCAAGUCGGCGUUCCGGAAACUAUUUCUCUGCUCGCAAAUGCCGGUAUUAAACUGUGGGUCCUGACCGGUGACAAGGUUGAGACCGCGAUCAAUAUUGGAUUCUCUUGCAACCUUUUGAAUAACGACAUGGAAUUGAUCGUUCUAAAUGUCCCUGAAACCCAGUCAGAGAAGGCGAUGUUGGAGCUCGAUACUCAGUUACAGAAAUUCGGAUUAACUGGCUCCGACGAGGAGCUCAUGGCCGCCCGCCUGGAUCACCGGCCACCGUCAGGAAGAUAUGCCGUGGUUAUUGACGGAGAUACCCUAAAAUUGAUGCUUGACGAUGAACUGAAGCAGAGGUUCCUUCUGCUGUGUAAGCAGUGCAAGGCUGUCCUAUGCUGCCGAGUCAGUCCUGCUCAGAAGGCUGCUGUCGUUAAUAUGGUCAAGAAUGGCCUUGAUGUCAUGGCCCUUGCAAUCGGCGAUGGUGCAAACGACGUUGCAAUGAUCCAGGAGGCUGAUGUGGGAGUCGGAAUUGCCGGUGAAGAAGGUAGACAGGCAGCCAUGGCUUCUGAUUAUGCUAUUGGACAGUUCAGAUUUCUUCGACGUCUAGUCCUUGUCCAUGGAAGAUGGGCCUAUCGCCGACUGGGAGAGACAACAGCCAACUUCUUCUACAAAGUACGUUAAAUUCAAGCCGACUUACUUCUCGAGUCCCUUAAGUGAACUGCAAACUCACUAACUUGUGUAGAGUCUUGUCUGGACAUUUGCCCUCUUUUGGUACUCGAUUUAUAAUGAUUUUGACGGUUCCUAUCUAUUCGACUAUACCUAUAUUGUAUUGGUCAACCUUGCGUUCACGUCCUUACCUGUUAUUUUUAUGGGAAUUUUCGAUCAGGAUGUCGAUGAUAAGGUGUCCCUGGCUGUGCCGCAGCUGUAUAUGAGAGGUAUCGAGCAGAAGGAAUGGUCUCAACUCAAAUUCUGGUUGUACAUGGGAGAUGGAAUAUACCAGUCGCUCAUGUGUUUCUUCAUGCCGUAUCUUCUAUAUAAACCAGGCAACUUCGUGACGUAUAACGGAUUGAACAUCAACGACCGAACUCGAAUGGGUGUUCUAGUCGCUACGUGUGCAGUUCUCUCCAGUAACUUAUAUAUCUUGCUGAAUAGCUACCGUUGGGACUGGUUGACGGUGUUGAUAAAUGUCAUCAGCAAUUUGCUGAUCUUCUUUUGGACGGGUAUCUAUACUUCGGCCCAGUCCUCAGCUCAAUUCCAAGGAGCAGCCCACGAGGUUUACGGAGCGUUGUCCUUUUGGGUUGUUCUCCUGUUGACCGUUGUUCUUUGUCUUCUUCCUCGUUUCGCUAUCAAAUCAGCCCAAAAAGUUUUCUUUCCUCGCGACGUGGAUAUCAUCCGAGAACAGAUCACUGCAGGCAAAUUCAAGUACCUGGAUCAAUAUGAGGAAUUUGGUCCUCCACCUGGAGCAGGCGUCAGCUUUGGUGGCUCCAGCGAUUCUGCUGGCUCAUCUGAUCUAGGGAAACCAAUACAACCUAUGAAACAAGAAGGCGGGCUUUCCGAAGAUGAGCGGCCGAUGUACCCGCCAUCCGUUUCGGGAAUUGCGAACGUGGUGGGAAAUCCUCGCAGUCAAAGUGGCAGCGUGACGACGAAUUACACACCCAGCCUGGACAGGCAUCAGAGUCCACAAUCCAUGGAGUAUACCUUGGAUCGCAACCGCCCCUCCUUCGAGAGAAUACCGCGAAGUUUCGAUCCAGGCGUCAAUGUCAACGCUGCCUCUGUUGCCUUCCCCGAACCAACGGAGAACCCGUUCAGAUCCCCGAAUGAUCGCCCCCUAUCUCCUGUAUAAAAUCGUUCUACAAUUCUGUUAUAUUACACUUACACGAUAUUUCUGAUGACUGUCUCCUAGGUUGUUAUUGGCACUUCGAAUUUCUUGCGGAUUUCUUUGUCUUCCUGUUUCCUUGGAUGAAAUGAGCAAUAUUUUCAUUGGCUAUUCCCAAUAGAAGGCGUUUGGUACUUACGCAGAUAGCUCUUUAGCUGGCUGCUUUUCAUGUCCGUUUUUCUUUCUAUUAUUAUUAUUCUUCUUCUUUCAAAACCCCGUUCAUACAUUCCUUUAUAAUUUCUAUUUGUUUUAUACUACUCGUUGCUUUUCUGUAAGGAGACGGAUGGCGGAUUGUGGAACCUCUGUGGCUAGCAACACCUUGAUGAUAAUCUGUAUAACGAAGUUUCAUUGGACAUUAUGCACGAUACUGGCAUCCUCUGCCUGU
Messenger RNA from Monascus purpureus, 5470 nucleotides. The record is from the annotation of a GenBank genome assembly. NCBI's taxonomy places the organism in Eukaryota, Fungi, Ascomycota, Eurotiomycetes, Eurotiales, Aspergillaceae.